AUGGCUAUCGAGGUAGCCAUGAACACGCCCUUGGCGGAUGCCUUGAACGUGGUUAUCCAGCCAAAGCUGGUGGAGGUGGGCUGGGCGACAGGUGGCGCCGAUGACUCGGCGCUCUCGGAGUACAUUAUCCUCAUGCUUGUCAACGGCAAGACCCAAGAUCAGAUCGCUGCAGAGCUCGCUGGGGACCUCCUCAGUCUCGGACCUGACGAUCCGGGCGCACGCGACUUUGCGAAGUGGUUGUUCGACCAGAUUGCCCUUCUCAACACCCAGCUCAACGGCGCUUCAGCUCAAUUGGAGAAUGCCGCCGGCCCUUCUCAGAAUGCUGCCUCUUCCGCAGACCAGGACAUGGAAAUGAGCAUAUCUACCGAUGGCCCGGAACUGGUUGCUCCUACAGGCCCCAAGUCCAUGCGAAAUUCUAGUCAGAGGGGUGGCCGAGAGAGGAGAUUUCUCGGUCAGAUGGCAAAGGCCAUGGACCGCACCCACGACUCGGUCCUGCAUCGUGUCCGAGCGAACGGUAACGAGCGCAUCAAUUCCCACCGGCCGCCUCCUACCGGACCGAGGGGUGCGUUUGGCCGUCCGAAUCGCAUGGUGAACAACCGCGCCGCUGGUUUCACCGCACACGUGAAUCAGGUGCCCGGCCGUAUGCCUCCCGUCCCCGGAGCACCAGGGAUGAAUGGUGUAAACGACAUGAAUUGGAUGAUGCCUGGGGGCCAGGAGCAGAUUUACAGUCUCCUCCAACAGCAGAAUCAGAUGAUGAUGCAGCUGCAGCAGCAGCUUGCUCAGCAAAGCCAGGCCGGUCGACCCCACCAAGGACGGUCGCUUUUCGAUCGCGUCCAGGAGCCGCGAGGCGGCAGACGGGGCGGCCAUGGCCAUGGUCCCGUGAACGGUCAUAGGCCACACCAGGCAGCUCAGGCCAAUACCAACGAGACUGGGGCCGCAGGCGAGGACGUCGACAUGAUCCAGAGACACGAACCACCUAAUCCCGACACCACUGUCUGCAAAUACAACUUGGCCUGUACCAACCGAGAGUGCAAAUUCGCCCACCAAUCUCCGGCGGCGCCACCGAACACUACGAUCGACGUUAACGAUACGUGUAUGUACGGCGCGGCAUGCAAGAAUCGGAAGUGUGUGGGUCGUCACCCUUCCCCGGCAAACAAGCGCGCACACCAGAAUGAGCAAGAGUGCAAGUUCUUCCCCAAUUGCACCAACCCGAGCUGCCCCUUCAAGCAUCCAGACAUGCCUCCCUGCCGGAAUGGCGGCGACUGCGCAGUAGAAGGAUGCAAAUUCGCUCACGUUACGACCAUGUGCAAAUUCAAACCCUGCACCAACCGAUUCUGUCCCUAUAAGCAUGAGGAAGGCCAGCGCGGCACGUUCCACGAUAAGGUGUGGACGGCUGAUGGCGCGAGGGAACACGUUAGUGAGAGGAAGUUCGUAAACCAGAGCGGACCCGAGGAGUUUGUCAUGCCUGGAACGGAAGGUCUCGGGACGGAGGGUAGCGUAUCCCAGGAGCCGGCCGCGGCGGGCGAGAAUGUGAUGUGA
Molecule: messenger RNA, 1539 nt
Organism: Durotheca rogersii
Lineage: Eukaryota; Fungi; Ascomycota; Sordariomycetes; Xylariales; Xylariaceae
Exons: 2
Coding region: 1-1539 (512 amino acids)
Biological process (GO): regulation of mRNA stability
Cellular component (GO): nucleus; cytoplasm
Molecular function (GO): poly(A) binding
Source: RefSeq, a predicted model, not a curated record